AGUAUACUAUCGUGAAUCCUGUAUUUGGUGCGGGAGGGAACACUCCACUUAACCUGAGCUAACAGCAAACAUGGCAUUCAAACUCUCAUCAAUUCCUCUUCCCACUUCUCUCCAAUUCUCUCCCCGCCAAAGCCCUAAUUCCAAAUGUCCAAACCAUCGCCUUCCUCUCCGUUCCUUUUCACCUUCUCUUUCUCCCUCUCUCCGUUUCUCAAGCGCAGCCUCAGCGUCCACAUUUCACCACACUCGCUUCGUAACCGCUCGCGCGAUUCCAAGCCACGGCGAAGGCCAAUUCAGCGACGCUUUCGAAGAAGAAGACAAAGGCGAAGUAGUAUCGAGGCAGGGUGAGAAGAAGGAACUCGCGAAUCAAAGCAUAUGGAGUCAGAUAAAGGAAAUUGUCAUGUUUACUGGACCAGCAACUGGUCUAUGGAUUUGUGGACCGCUUAUGAGUCUCAUCGAUACUGCAGUUAUCGGUCAGAGAAGCUCAAUUGAGCUUGCUGCUUUAGGUCCUGCUACAGUUGUUUGCGAUUACAUGAGCUACGUGUUCAUGUUUCUAUCAAUUGCUACUUCCAAUAUGGUUGCCACUGCCCUUGCUAAACAGGACAAAGAAGAAGUACAACAUCACAUAUCUGUCUUGCUUUUUGUUGGGUUAUCUUGUGGCAUUAUGAUGCUUUUAUUCACACGGCUAUUUGGUGCUUCAAUUAUAACUGCUUUCACUGGGCCAAAGAAUGCACACAUAGUACCUGCAGCUAGCACUUAUGUCAAGAUUCGAGGCUUGGCAUGGCCUGCUUUACUUGUUGGAUGGGUUGCUCAAAGUGCGAGUCUUGGUAUGAAAGAUUCCUUGGGACCCUUGAAGUCUCUGGCUGCUGCUACUGUUAUUAAUGUCACUGGUUGUAUACUUUUGUGCACCUGCUUAGGCUAUGGAAUUGUAGGGGCUGCGUGGGCUACAAUGGUUUCUCAAGUUGUUGCUGCGUACAUGAUGAUUCAAACUCUAAACAUGAAGGGAUAUAAUGCACUUGCCUUCUCCAUUCCUUCAGGGAAGGAGCUUCUGAAUAUAUUUGGGCUUGCUGCUCCAGUUUUUUUGACACUGAUGUCAAAGGUCGCUUUCUACUCACUACUUAUAUAUUUUGCUACAUCAAUGGGUACACAUACAAUGGCUGCUCAUCAAGUCAUGGUCCAAACCUACACCAUGUGUACAGUAUGGGGUGAACCUCUCUCCCAAACUGCCCAAUCAUUUAUGCCUGAAUUAAUAUAUGGAGUGAAUCGGAGUUUGUCAAAGGCCCGAUUGCUUCUUAGGUCUCUUUUGACAAUCGGAGUUAUACUUGGAUUAUUGUUAGGGACUGUUGGAACAUCAGUUCCUUGGUUAUUUCCCUACGUUUUUACACCUGAUCGGAUGGUCAUUCAGGAGAUGCAUAAGGUGCUGAUUCCAUACUUUAUAGCGCUGGCUAUAACUCCACCUACUCACAGCCUUGAGGGAACAUUGCUGGCUGGACGGGAUCUGAGAUUUAUAAGUCUUUCGAUGUGUGGAUGCUUUUGUGUGGGUUCCCUUGUGUUAUGGACCUUGAGUAGUAAAUACGGUUUGCUAGGCUGCUGGUUUUCCCUCGCAAUAUUUCAAUGGGCUCGGUUUUCAAUUGCCCUCCAGCGCCUUCUUUCUUCCAAGGGCAUUUUAUACUCGGAAGAUACAGACCAGUAUAAGCUGCGAAAGCUAAGGACAGCUUAGUUAGUGACCUUUGUUUUGUUUUAUUUAUAGAAGAAUAUUGUCUUUUGCUCGCAAAUUAGAAUUAUAAAAUAGGCAUACAUUUCUAUUCAACACAGAUUACAUUACUUUUGCAUUGCAACACAAUGCACUGCAACUAAGUUGCAGCCAGUCUCGAUCUUUUCUCGUGUAUUUUAAUGUUGUUCAGAAUGCUUGUAAGCUGAACAAGAAUGCAAUUAAAUUAUUGUAGCAUGCUAAUGAAGAAGUCUCUAGUACCCCGAGAGAGAUGUUAA
Cajanus cajan (pigeon pea) is the source of this 1986-nucleotide messenger RNA. RefSeq names its product MATE efflux family protein. Gene Ontology annotation, cellular component: membrane. NCBI's taxonomy places the organism in Eukaryota, Viridiplantae, Streptophyta, Magnoliopsida, Fabales, Fabaceae. Gene Ontology annotation, molecular function: antiporter activity; xenobiotic transmembrane transporter activity. The record is from RefSeq and is a predicted model, not a curated record. Gene Ontology annotation, biological process: transmembrane transport.